Molecule: messenger RNA, 948 nt
Organism: Cuscuta epithymum
Lineage: Eukaryota; Viridiplantae; Streptophyta; Magnoliopsida; Solanales; Convolvulaceae
Source: the annotation of a GenBank genome assembly
GAACAACAAUGAUAUACUUGCAUGUUCGUAAUGGUUAGAAAUAAUUAAUAUCACAGCAGCUGCGGCAACGGAACCAUGGCCGGUGGAGUAAUGAUUCACCGUCCUGGUAACGGCGGUGGCGGCGUGGAGUAUCCCGGAAAGCUCACCCUCUACGUUCUUGUCACUUGCAUUGUCGCUGCCAUGGGAGGCCUUAUUUUCGGUUACGAUAUCGGGAUUUCAGGGGGUGUGACAUCUAUGGACAGUUUCUUGGGGAGAUUCUUCCCAAAAGUGUACAGGCAGGAGAAGGCAGAUUCUUCUUCCAACCAAUACUGCAAGUUUGACAGUCAAACUUUGACCUGGUUCACUUCCUCCCUCUACUUGGCUGCUCUGGUCUCCUCCAUUUUUGCCUCAUUUGUCACCAGAAAGCUGGGCAGGAAGGCGUCCAUGAUGAUCGGAGGUUUCGUCUUUCUCGCCGGUGCUCUCAUCAAUGGCCUCUCCCAGGCUCUCUGGAUGCUCAUCGUCGGCCGCAUUUUGCUUGGAAUUGGAAUUGGCUUCGCCAAUCAGUCUAUUCCACUCUACUUGUCGGAGAUGGCGCCUUUUAAGUACAGAGGGGCCCUAAACAUCGGCUUCCAGCUAUCCAUCACUCUGGGCAUCUUGAUCGCCAAUGUGGCUAACUAUUACUUCGCUAAGAUCUCAUGGGGAUGGCGUUUGAGUUUGGGUGGCGCCAUGGUUCCCGCCCUCAUCAUCACCGUCGGCGCCUUCUUCCUUCCCGACACUCCCAACUCAAUGCUGGCUCGAGGAAAGAACGAAGAAGCCAAAGCUAGGCUCCAGAGGAUUAGGGGAGUCGACGACGUCGACCAGGAGUUCAACGACCUGGUCGCCGCCGGCGAGGCUUCCAAGAGAGUGCAGAACUCCGGGAGGAAGCUGCUGCAGAGGAAGUACAGGCCUCAGCUUGUGAUGGCGAUCUUG